Messenger RNA from Perca fluviatilis (European perch), 1687 nucleotides. RefSeq names its product vestigial-like family member 2a (gene vgll2a). Lineage: Eukaryota; Metazoa; Chordata; Actinopteri; Perciformes; Percidae. Gene Ontology annotation, cellular component: nucleus. Gene Ontology annotation, biological process: regulation of transcription by RNA polymerase II. The record is from RefSeq and is a predicted model, not a curated record. The transcript is spliced from 4 exons. The coding region runs from base 144 to 1010 and encodes 288 amino acids.
AGUGCAGAGCAGAGCAGCGCAGCGCAGCAGAGAGACUCUCUACAGCCUGCUGUGUCCUUCACCGCCGGGAUUACCGUUUUCUCUCCGUCUGGACAGACCUGCGCUCUAAAUGAAGCUUGGUUCUUCUCCGUGAUUUCUUCGCCAUGAGCUGCCUGGAUGUGAUGUACCAAGUGUUCGGUCCUCAGCCUUAUUUCAGCUCCUACAGCCCUUAUCACCACCAGAAACUGGCCUUGUAUACCAAAAUGCAAGACCCCCAGGACAGCGGCAGCCGGCUCGGACCCCCGGGCCCCCCGUCUAUCAAAGAGGAGGACAAGGAGCUGCCGCCGGGAGCCGAGUACCUGAGCUCUCGCUGCGUCCUCUUCACUUACUUCCAGGGAGACAUCAGCGCUGUGGUGGACGAACACUUCAGCCGAGCCCUCAGCCACACAACCGCGUACCCUGCCUCAAGCAGCCACAAGGCCGUCAGAGAUGGAUCAUUCCCGAUGAGCCAGAGAAGUUUCCCUCCGUCUUUCUGGAACAGUUCCUAUCAGCCGUCAGUCUCCUCUACGCUCGGCAGCGCUCUGUCAGCUCCUCACACAGAGCUCCCCUUCCCUGGGGACCCGUACUCCUCUGCCUCCCUGCACAGCCACCUCCAUCAGCCCAGCCCUGACUCCUGGCACCCAUCCCAUCACCACCACCAUCACCACCACCACCCGUACUCACUAGGGGGCGCUAUAGGCAGCCAGGGCUCAGCAUACCCGCGUCCAGGGGUUCACGAGAUGUACGGCACGGCGUUUGACCCACGUUACGGUUCUCUGUUGGUGCCAUCAGUGAGGCCUCAUCACCGUCUGACGUCCGGCAGCUCGGUACCGGGACCCAGCGCCUCGCCCUGUGACCUGGGAGGGAAAGGGGAUUCAGGGACGGGUUCGGCCUGGAGUGGCGCCUUCACUGGAGCCGGCGCAGAAAUCGGACUCAACAUGGACACAGGUCUGCAGGCACAGGAUAAGAGCAAGGAUUUGUAUUGGUUUUAGACACUGCUGAGACUCUUCCCUCCAGCUUCACUCCUACUUCAACUGUAGCCUCUUUCCUAUACUCCUCCUGCUCUCCUCUGUUGCUCUGCUGCUGUUAUGGGAUUUCUGAGAGAGAAACUGAAAAUCAAUCAGAUGGCAGUUUUGUGCUGUAACUGCUUCUGGUCUACUUGCAGCUCGUUGUUACGGAGGACUUUGCAGCAGCAGUACAGCCCUGCUAAGCUGAAAGCUGACAGUGUGGAUACAAAACGAGCGUGGAAACAAAAGCGAACUCACAGAGGAGACAGAGAAUCUGGCCUUGACGGAUGUGGACAAAGACAAGACUCUUUGUGCUUCUGUAACAGGCAGGGACAACAUUCCUAAACUUGAAAAAGUCUGGGGACAGACGGACAGAGACAUGUGCUGUCAAACUCCAAAGACAAGCGCUUGAAGGACUUGGCAGGACUUGCCUCACUGGGACAACUGGGCAACAGACACUGGGAGUGUUGUGGCUGGAGGAAAGGCUGUGCUGGUGUUGAGGAGGCCGCACAGCAAGAAUUUGGCAGACUGUGAAGGCAGGAGGAGUCCAAACACUUUGGUUUACAUGGAGUAUUGGUUCAAUGUUAACUGAAAAAAAAAACACUGUCAGUAUUUUAUGGCACUGUACAAGUUAAAUUAAACAGUUCUGACUGAUAACAAAA